AUCACGUGAUUUAAACCAUAUUUUAAAGGAUAUCGUUUUACACCUGUAACUAUUUCUUUCCGUGUGGUUUAUAAUACAUGAUAUGUGACAGAUUGCACACAAUGACAUGGACAACAUUGAUAUUAUUAAUAACAUUAAUGGAUAUAUAUUUGGCUGCUGCUCAAGACAAAGGCAAUUCAGCUAACGCAGCCAUAGGAGCUAAAGGUGUAGGACCAACUAAACCGGUAUACAGUACAUUACUAGAAUCAUCACUUAGGAGUGAACUGUUCACGGAUUAUGAAGUUUUACAGAGACCUCGCGAGAACGUCAAAAUAUCAAUCAGUUUAACCAUUCUAACUGUCAACGAUCUGAAUAUUAAAGACCAAUCCCUAUCAAUAUCAGGAUACCUUACUGUUGGUUGGCAAGAUUCCAGAUUAGACUGGUCAGACAGUUCCAUUACCUCACAAGACUAUUCCAAUGUAAAGUUCCUCUUCAGUACAGAAGAAUAUGUUUGGAGACCCGCACUUAUCAUAGAAAACUCAGUUAAGGACAUAGGCAUUAUCAAUGAUAAAUUUAUUCCAAUGCGAAUUGUAAGUGAUGGGAACAUAGUCUGGAACCCAUCAGGCAUAUACGAAGUAAGCUGUGAAUCUGACAUCACGUACUACCCUCUGGACACACAACAAUGUACAGUAAAGAUAAGUUCCUGGUCUUAUACCGCCGAGGAAGUUUCAUUACAAUUUGGAAAUGAAUCUGUAGACCUCAGUUUCUAUUCAGGAAAUGGAGAAUGGGAUCUUGUUUACGCAUCAAGUAGUACAGCGGGUUCCAAAUCAAGAGGAGGAAUUGCGUUUUCAAGUCUAACUUAUUCAAUCAAGCUCCAACGCCGUCCAAUGUUCCACGUCAUUAACACCUUAUUCCCUGUUGCUUUGAUGGCAGUUUUGAUUGCUAUGGUGUUCAAGCUGCCCGUGGAUUCAGGAGAGAAAAUAGGUUUCUCAUUGACCGUUCUAUUAGCCUAUGCUGUAUAUCUGACCAUGAUUUCGGACAAUAUUCCAAGUACCUCUGUCAAUAUAUGCUACCUCUCUAUAUACCUUGUAUUUAUUCUUACACUUGGAGCUACAUCAGUUAUCCUUACAAUCAUCGUUCUCAGUCUUCAUUUCAAACCAACGGAAGAUGAAAUACCACAAUGGGUUAAAAACAUGACAAAAAAAUAUCUUCUCAGAAUUGCUGGCAUGCAAAGUUGUUGUAAAUGUUGCGAGAAUAACAAAGUAACCGAGGUUGAAGUUUUGACACAGCCAACACUAGCACAUUUGAAAACAGAAAAUAACGGUCACUCUCACUUUGUUGAAGCAGUCAGUUCGAUGGACAUCAAGUUGACCUGGGAAAAACUAUCCAAAAUAAUGGACAAAGUGUUUUUUAACAUUUACAUUGCCAUGAUUGUCAUAGUCACUGUGAUGUUGUUCCUUGCAAUAUUUGUGAAUUACUACACGUCCUAAAUAUGCCUCUGCUGGUGGACUGUUAGUCCGCGAGGGUAUAACCAGCCCAGUAGCCAUUACUCCGGUACUGGCAUGAAAAUACGGAUUUUUUUUGUGUUAUUUAAAUUUGCUGUUACAAAAUGCUAGAAAUUAAGGAAUGUAUCUCCCUCAUGCAAAGAUUUAAUUCCUUUCACGGAUUUGGCUAUAUUUAGGACCUUUUGGAUUAUAGCUUUUCACCUUUUAUAUAAGCUUUGAAUUUUAAAUAUUUUGGCCAUAUCAUCACUGAAGAGACAUGUAUUGUAGAAAUGCGCAUCUGUUAUUAAAUUACAGUUUUAAUUAUAUUAUAAUUGAAAAAUCCCGACAGAACUUACGUAAAUAUGGAUUAAAUUGACAUUCAUCUAAAAGAAAUGAUAAAAAGCUAUUUUCACUACAUGUCCUGAAACCUAAUAUCUGAUGUCAAACUCAGUUUACUGAUAAAAUGCCAUUUAAUUUGUUCUAAAAAAAAACCCAUUACCACAGAUAUACCAAUUGAUAGUCAGACUAAGUAGUUUGAACUGUUUGUAGUGUAACUAAAUAAUUCAGAAUGAACAUAAUUCUUGACCUGAUAUUAAAAAUGUUUUUACAAGAUUCUAUAUGUUUAAAACUGGAUUUCUAUUAAUUUUAUCAGCUCAAUAGUGCAAUUGUAAAAUGUAAAGCGUGCUUUCAACAUUUAAAAAUAACCCCAACGAGCCAAUUGAGAUACGGCAGCUCCUAUCAUCCACUUGGACAAUUAUUGUUUUUAUUGGUAUGUUUUUUUGGUAGUUUGUCAUUUGAAGAUGUCCUAGCGAAAUGUUUAUGAAACUUCAAAGUGUUAAGUUAGUAGAACAAAUGCAUUUAAAUCUACAAUUUUCAAAAGGUGUGUACUCUAAUUAAAUAAAAGGGUGUGUUUCGUAGUUGAAUAAUUCUGGCUAUAAGAGCAUCUUGUUUCUAUAUACAAAAAAUAUUUCCCCAUUUCCUAAUUUAUGUUAUUUAUUCACACAUACCGUUAUGAUUUGUUAAUGCCAUAAAAAAAACCUACUUAACUGAUGUCAUGGAUUAUUGUUAUUUGGAUUAUAAUAUUGAUUUGUAACUUCAGCAUGAACUUGCCUUUAUUUUGUAGAAAUACUACCUUGUUAAAUCAUUUAUUUAAUGAGGAUAUUUCCCUGCUUUUUUGUUGAAGUUUCACUCUUAGAUUAUAUUUGUAUAUUUCAAAUUGAACAAAAUGUAAAACAUUUUAAUAUUUUUAUUUUCAAUUCAGACGAAUAGUUUUAUUUAAAGUUAAACUAAAGUUUUUACUCGAAUUUUGAGUAAAAUAUUGAUAACUCAUAAAUACCUUGUGCUUCUUAAUUGCUGCCUUCAUUUCUCAUUCCGUCUAAUUUUAUAUUGGCUUUUAUUUUUCCUUCAAAUCGUUCAAUUGCAGCAAGCCUUUAAUUACUUCAUGGACUGCUUUUACCAAGUUUGCUUCAUAUCUUGAUCUUUAUUGUUUACUUCAAACUAGAAUAUAUCACAAACGUGAGGAUUUAAAAUUUCCAAUUGUCAACUUUCCAUUUCUAAUCGUAUAGCAUAUAUCCAUUAAGUUACGUUUUUGCAUGUUUAUAUUAUAUUGAUUUAAAAGGGGUUUACGUCUUACCCAAACACUGGUCCAACACAAAUACGAGGAAGAAUGACUGACAAAAGACAUAGGUUUCGAUAAGAAACUUGACCGAUACGAAUCUAGUAAUAUUACUAGAAAACUAUUAUGUCACGGAUUUUUGUUAGCACAUAUUACUUAUAACUAGGGAUAUCAAAAGUUAUGAAAUGUAAUACUCGAGUACUCGGUCAUGAUACUCGCUAGUACUUGCUGAGUACUCGGAUGAAUCUCAAAGGUAUAUUUAAAAGUUUAGAUUUAAGAGGGGGAGCUUUUUAUUUGUUAUUACCUUUCAAAAACAUAUUAACGAAAGGCAAACGUAUUAUUUCAGAACUCAAACUGUAUGACUACAAAAAUAACUUGAUCUGUUAUAUGUAUCGGUCCUCCUUCUUUGUGUUGCUGAAACAGUGAAUUACAGACCGUCGUUUCUACUGAUAACCUAUCAUAAUUAUAGCAAUAACUGUCUGUGGACAUUUUAAUGAACCAAAUAAUAAACAUGCCAACAAAAACGUAACUAUUUGCAUAUAAAAGUUCGACAAAAUAGACAAUCUUAGCUGUCCUGUGGAGUUACGUGUAGUUUUUAUAUUGCAACUUGUUCAUUAAUUGGUCAACAAUAGUAAUUGAGUUUCAAGAUAUUACAUUAUUUUAUAUGUACAUCUCAUACCAAUCACGUUUAAUCAUGCUUAUUGUGCUUUUUUGUAAAUUUUUGUUUGUUUUGAGAUUGUACGUAAAGGCAACAGUAGUAUACCGCUGUUGAGAUUGUAACACAUUGUAACACAGGGAUGACUUCUGUAACAAAUUUUUGACUAUUUUACCAAUUAUGUUUGUUUUGUUCACGCAUCAUUGUAAAUAUAACGGAAUUGUAUGCGACUGUCAUUCAAUUGAGAGUUUAAUUGCGAUAAAAGCAGGUAAGAAAUAUGACAGUUGUUGUCCAUUUG
Molecule: messenger RNA, 4031 nt
Organism: Mytilus trossulus (common blue mussel)
Lineage: Eukaryota; Metazoa; Mollusca; Bivalvia; Mytilida; Mytilidae
Product: acetylcholine receptor subunit beta-like
Exons: 7
Coding region: 78-1469 (463 amino acids)
Biological process (GO): monoatomic ion transmembrane transport; chemical synaptic transmission; signal transduction
Cellular component (GO): neuron projection; synapse; plasma membrane
Molecular function (GO): excitatory extracellular ligand-gated monoatomic ion channel activity; transmitter-gated monoatomic ion channel activity involved in regulation of postsynaptic membrane potential; transmembrane signaling receptor activity
Source: RefSeq, a predicted model, not a curated record